GCAAUUUAGCAUCCCACCAACGACAACUUGGCUGUUUCCCCCAUUUGCUUCCUUGGCCUUUUUGGCCCCUUGCCUUGCCACACUGCGCGCCGCCCCCACCUGAUCGCCGGAGCCGUCGCCUUCCUUCCUCGUUCCUCCUCCUCCCUGCCGCCUCAGCCCUCCCUCAUCAGAGAGACCCCGUCAAACUCGCGCGGGCCCUUCCUCUCUCGUGUUCCGCUCUCCGCUCUCCGCUUCCCCUCUUCCCCUUUCCUCCGGCUCGAGCCUCAAGGGAGAUUUACGAACGAGACGGGCGUCAGGCAUGCCGGGAGGGGAGGACGUCCGCAAGGUCUCGCGCCAGGACAUACAGCUUGUUCAGAAUCUCAUUGAACGUUGCCUUCAGCUAUAUAUGAACCAGAAAGAAGUGGUGGACACCCUAUCUUUCCAGGCAAAAAUAGAACCUAGUUUCACUGAGCUUGUCUGGCAGAAACUCGAAGAAGAGAAUCGUGAUUUUUUUAAGGCAUACUAUGUGAGGCUGAUGCUUAUGAAUCAAAUAAUGGCCUUCAAUAAGCUCCUUGAGCAGCAGUAUCAGAUUAUGACUAAAGAUCAUCCUUCUGGGAUGCCUUCUAUGCCUCCUGCUGCUCCUAAUGGCUCAAACUCUAACACAUUGAACCAAAACGUGCCCUUUCUGCCAGACACUAUCCCCAGUACUGCAAUGCAAGAUAACUUGUUGCAUAAUGGAGGUUCUAGUAGUAUAGUAAAUGGUGCUCCAUCCAAUGACCAGUUUAUCUAUGCUGGUAAAGUUGUUCAUGGCCUUCCUGGUGGCAUGGAUGCUUCAUCAAGCCUUCUAGCAGCACACAAUUCGACUGUUGGGCAGUUUAAUGGACACAAUGGAGCAACAAUAAAGACAGAGUCUGGCUACUCAAGCAACUCAGAUUUUGGAUUCGGUAAUGAGAACGUGUUCCUAGAGCAGUCGGUUGGAGAUGUAUCAGGUGGAUCCUUUAGCAGCUCUGAGUUGAAUGGACAACCACUAGGCGAUCCAAUUUUGGACAUGGAUUCAUCUUCGUAUGGUUUCUUGAGCCAGAUUCCUCGUAAUUUCAGCUUUUCGGAUUUGACAGAGGAUUUCAGCCACAGCGCAGAAAUAUUAGAGAACUAUGGUCGAUCCCCUUUCAUCCCUUCCGAGGCAAAUAACUUCCCAGAGUCUACCACUGGAGAACAUACAGAAAUAGGAAAUAGGCGGUUAGAUACAAUAUCUGAGGGUGUUCAUUUUGAAGAUUUUGGAAGUGAAUAAUAAACCUUUUAUAUCACUGCACAUGGUUGAGCAGUGGUCCAUCUGUACAUACUAUUUUGGGCAGUAAAAUAUCUACAAUUGUGAUCGUGGAACUAGCUGAUUUGGUGGCAACUGUUUCUUCUUCUGUGUUAGGUUUUGUGCUCUUAGAGUAAGAAGCAUGGAUGGCUUCUUUGAAGGCUUAUCGGACCAAAUAAUCCGUAUUGAAGGAUGCCUUAAAAAAUCCAUCUUCUUUGUAUCUUCUCUGAGGGUAAUGUGGUAGCAAAUGUAUUUGUUCAGUCGAGUUAUGAUUAGCUAUGUUGGAAGCUUUACAGAUAACGUCAAAGUUCUUUUUGCCCGUGUUGCACAAGGUUAUAUCUGCAGUGUUACUUGUUUGUCGCAUUUCCUGGUUCCAUUUUGGUUGCAUUUCCUGCUUCAGAUCAUAUAUAUUUGCAUGAUCUACUAUCACAGUAAUAACUAUUGUAUGAUCUACUGUCAGGUUAAUUAACUAUUGUUUAGUGGAAUUCAGAAGUGCAUCUUGCAUCACCUUAGGUCAUGUUCGCUGUCAUCCAUUCAGCAGUGUUUUUUUCUCUCACAACAAACAGUACUUACUUUUAGCCAUGGCUUUUCUGCCGAGCGAGUCCAAAUUCCAGUAGAAUCUGCUUGCAAGAUUAUCACUCAUCCAAGCAUCAUGUGAGAGAGAUUGUGUUAGCCCAUACUCCAUAGUCAACGACACUCAUCUGAAGUUGCAUGUGUACAAAAAACUGGUAAUUGGCAAAGAAUUACAUCCAGUUUACAGCAGGGUUGGAAACACUAAGAAUUCACCCCUCAAAAAAAAAAA
Sorghum bicolor (sorghum) is the source of this 2084-nucleotide messenger RNA. RefSeq lists its product as uncharacterized. NCBI's taxonomy places the organism in Eukaryota, Viridiplantae, Streptophyta, Magnoliopsida, Poales, Poaceae. The record is from RefSeq and is a predicted model, not a curated record. The transcript is spliced from 8 exons. The coding region runs from base 299 to 1267 and encodes 322 amino acids.